AUGACGGCCGCCAUUGUCACGCGCACCCCUCUACACACGCUUAGCAUGACCGGCGCACAAACAAACGGAAUUAAGAGAAAAAGCCUGAGGCACCACAACGACCACCCGGACGAGGAUGCCCCGCCGAACAAGAAGUCCAAGGCGACAAAUACCACCACAACCUCUAAGAACGCGUCGCAAAACACGGUGAAGAAGGCCAAGAAGUCCUAUGACGAAGGCGAUGAUGGAUUUGUCUUCACGCGCCGUACCAGGAAGGCCAAAGCAAAGGAACCAGAUGUAGCACCCGAGCCGGAAACCACAGCUGGAGCUCCUGCGCCUGCCUCCGAGGCACAGCCCGUACAGCAACCCUCACAGCCAACAGACGAACACGCGCCGAUAGAAGCUACUCAACCGCCGAGGAAGAAGCCCAGGAAGACGCUACCUACGAGUCCCGAACCCACCCCGCGACGACGUUCCAAGCGCUUGUCUGGCAAUAGUCCUGUUCACAACCAAGAACCUGCGACCUCGAAACCAGCUACCGAACAGCAAUCACAUCAACGGAGCCCUGCAACACCACCCCCUGCGACUGGGGAUCAGGAGAAUGUCGCGCCAGCAGCAGAUGGCAGUCCAGCCUUGGAUCAGGGCGAGCUGACAAUACAUAAAAAACGCGGUCCAGCAAAGAUCCCGCUACCAUUCGGAGAAACACCUGUACUGCGUCGCAACAAAGAGAUGCGUAAACUGAGUGCUGAGAAGUCGAGGAGAAGUUCGUCAGGAAUGAGAGGACGGAGGGCUUCAUCUUUGAUUGAAGCAGGCAGCUCACGUGCCGUACCACAUAGCCAGGUGGAGACAAACGAGUUCUACAAACACAUUUCUCAGGACUUGGUCGAACCGAAACGUAUGAGGCAAUUGCUCUUGUGGUGUGGCCAUCGCGCUUUACCGGAAAAGAGCGGUGGUGGUCAGAUGGAUGCAGCGGAAACGGCAGCAAUGCAUGCGGCGAGAGUUAUACAGGAAGAAUUGCUUAAUGAGUUCAGCUCGCGCAAUAAUCUGAGUUACUGGUACGACAGGGAAGAUACAACACCGACUGUGCUGGUCAAGAAGCCAAAUCCGAGAAACAUUCAGAAUGCCGAGAAGUUGCAGCAGUUGGAGGCAGAACUUGCGAGGUUACAAGAGGAGAAACGAGCAUGGGACGAUCUCUUAUCCUCAACAGCACCACCAAAACCUUCAGCAGAGAACCAAGAAGCCGAAACAUCAUCACAACCUCAACUCGACAUAUCACCACAAGCCAUUAAUCCCGCUCUCCUCGAUCCCUCACAGGCCGAUCUUCUUCAAACUCUUCUUUCGGGCAUUUCCCUCAAUUCAUCGUCCUCAGAACCCUCCACAUCGGCGCAAACAUCAACAUUAGAAACCACAAAAUCACGCGUUGGCACAAUCGCCUCGACGCUAGAGUUCAAAAUCGACAAACUCGCAGAUGGAGCGCAUAAACUCGAACAAUACAGAGCUGGAGCGCAAAGAUUGGCCGACCAUGUGUUGGCUGUUGGAGCGGAGAAACUGGAAGAAAGAGAUAAGAGUGUCAGAGAGAAGACGAGCAAUGGUUCAUCUGGGCAGGUUGAUGCGCUCGAUAGGUUGAGGGGAUUGAGUCGGGUGUUGAAUAAGCGUGGUUGA
Aureobasidium melanogenum CBS 110374 is the source of this 1641-nucleotide messenger RNA. RefSeq lists its product as uncharacterized. Gene Ontology annotation, cellular component: MIS12/MIND type complex. The coding region runs from base 1 to 1641 and encodes 546 amino acids. Gene Ontology annotation, biological process: cell division; mitotic sister chromatid segregation. The transcript has 5 exons. The record is from RefSeq and is a predicted model, not a curated record. NCBI's taxonomy places the organism in Eukaryota, Fungi, Ascomycota, Dothideomycetes, Dothideales, Saccotheciaceae.